AUGAAUAAUUCAGAUAAUCAAUAAAAACAAGAAUCAUAAUAAACUUAAACAAUAGAUUAUUUUUAAGAAUUAAAUGCUGUCAGAGGUUAAUUUGUAGUUAAUAUUUCAUCAUUAGAAAGGACUAUAUUUCAAUUACUUAGAAAUUAUCCAGAAGUAUUCUUAUAUAAUUAAUAAUUAUUUUUUGAUUUUGAGAAGAAAAGAAUUAAUGUGAUAUUAGAAAAUGGAUUAUUGUUAGGUAGUGGUGCAUAUGGAAAUGUAUAUUCAACUAUAAAUCCAAAUAAUAAUUAGCCAGCUGCUUUAAAAGUUUAAGGAAAUUGUGAUUUUGAUUAUGUUUUAUAAUAAGCAGAAGAAUUUAGAUUGCAAAAAAAGAUUGCAGAAAAAUAUCCAGAAUGCAUAAUUUAAAUACAAAAUUAAAUACAUAUAAGUUAGAAAUAUAUGAAUACUUAUCGAAUGUAUGCUUAUUUAGACCUUGGACUUGGAAAUUUAAAAGAAUACUUAAAAUAAUUAAAGAAAUUUAAUGAUUUACAAUUUAAUAAUCUUUUUGAUUGUAUUUUAGAUAGUAUUAUUAAAAUUCACUCACUUUAAAUUGCUCAUGGAGAUAUUAAAUUAGAAAAUAUUAUAAAUACCAUACAAAAAGGUUGGGUAUUAGCUGAUUUUGGAUGUGCAAUUUAAUAUUCUACUCCUUUUGGUGAAUAUCCAAUUGUUGGAACUAAAAUUUAUAUGUAGAAAAAACAAAGAUAAGCUUUAUAAAAUAAUUUAAAGAGGGUUAAGAUGAAUUUAUUUAAAAAAGAUAUCUAUGCAUUUUAAUUAGUUAUGCUUUAAAUACUAUUCCCUGAAGAUAGUAUAAUUAAUUUAUAAUACAUUUUAGAUGAAUAAUUAAAAGUGCAUCCUAAAAUAGAUUCUCUCUACAAUAAAGAUUAUAUUUUUAUAAAAUAAAAAUUUAAUUAAAUAAAAUUCAUAAGAUCACCAUAAAUUUAAGAGAUACUAUUAACUAAAGAAGAUAUAAAAAUGAAUCAGGAAGAUCAAUUUUAUCUUAAUUAAAUUCAUAAAAUAUUUUAAAACAUAUUGGAUCUGCCUUAAAAUCCAUAAACGAUAAUUUGGGGUUAAGAAAUCUUAAAUAUUACUCAUUUUAAAUUUACUAAUUAAGAUGAAAAAAUUAAGUAGAUAAUGAUAAUUGAUCAAUUUAUUAGUAAAUAUUUUGAAAAUUCAACAGCAGACGAAAUCUUUGAAGAAAUUUCAUUUGAAAAUUUAACAAAAUUAGAAUAUGAUUUAUACUUAGAUAUUUUAGAAAAGAAAGGCUCGAAAAUGCUUUAAUUGAUGCUUUGUCAGGGUUAUUAGGCUGUUUAAGGAGAAUUUAAUUGUAAUUUAAAAUUACAGGAAGCAGAGUUGCUUUAUAUUAUAGGUGAAAUGGAUUAAGCAAAAAAUACCAUAAAUAGUAUUCAAAAUGAGCUUGAACUGGAGAAUGAUGAGUCGAUACUUAAAUUUUUUUGCUUAAAAUCUCGAUUGAAUAAUACUUGGAUUUAAACAAGAGAUGAAAUCAUUUCUUAUUUAAUAAAUUAUAAAAGUUUUUAUUAAAUCUUACUUGAAUGGAAGUUUAUAUUGAUUGAUUCUAUAUGGUUAAGUAAAUCAAAUGGGAUGUAGAACUACAUUUAUCAUAAAGAUUAAUAUAAGAUUUUUAAUUUUAUUGAUUAAAUAGGCAGUAAAAAUAUAUCAAAUAUGCAUGUAAUAUAAGAAUUGAUAAAUUCUAAAGAAAGGUAGCAGCCUUAAGCUUUUAAUAUGGAAUAAGAAAUUUAUAAUUCAAAUUAAAUAAAUAAAGAAUAAUUUAAUAAUAUAAUGGAAGUUUUGUAAAAUUCUCGUUUUGAUAAAUAUAUGAUAUUUUAUUAGGGUUGGAUAUAUUUUGAGGCUAUUAAAUUCAAUAAUAUAGACUAAUUGUUUAUUGAAGAAUUUAUAAAAUAUAUAGAUGAAAAUCUAUAGAAUUAUUAUUUUAAUUGGGUAAUCUAUGAUUUUUAUGCUUAAUUUCUAACUUAUUAAAGAAAAUACUAUUUGGCAAAGAUUUAUUUUAAUAAAGCAUAUUAAAUAAUACUAAAUGAUUGUAUCUAUAAUUAAUUUCUUCUUUUGAGUCAUUUAUUUUUAAUGUAAGUUCAAGAAGAUAAUUUUGAAUGUAUUGAUUCGUUUACUUAAAUGAUUAAUCUUCUAAAUUAAAUGCCAAAAACUACAAUUACCUAAUAUCUUUUUAUAACCUAAUUUUGUUUAAUUGAAUACACAAGUUAAAUUUUACCUUUACUAAAUUUAAGAGAUUUUUUAGACUAAGCAAAAUCAGUAAUAACUUCUUCGCUAAAAAGAAUUAAUUAAACAUUUAAUUACUUUUAUUAAAAAAGCUAUGCUAUUAAAAAAAAUGAUUUUUGUGCAUUCCAAUAACUGAUGUGGAAUGAAUUACCAAAGAUAUAAGAAGAAUCAGGAAAAGAGAAUGAAUAUAUAAUCCUUGAGAGCUUUAACUCAUUGAUUCUGAUGUUAGAUAAUAAAAAUAUUGGAUAAGAAAUUGAGACUAGAUAUACAUCAAGAAUGAUAUAAUUAUUUAUAAUUUUAAAUUCAUUAGGUUACGAUGAAGAACACUUUCCUUUUUCGAUUGUUGAUGCAACUUUUUAUUUCUAUGCUAGAACAUGUUUUAAGAAAGGUGAAGGUAUAGAAUUUGAAAAAUCGAAACAAUUUUUUGAGUUUUUUAUUGCAAACAAAUAUUGGUUUUUUUAUUGAAAG
Molecule: messenger RNA, 2754 nt
Organism: Paramecium sonneborni
Lineage: Eukaryota; Ciliophora; Oligohymenophorea; Peniculida; Parameciidae
Source: the annotation of a GenBank genome assembly